AAAGUGGAUUCUAGCUACCCAAGUUCCCCAAUGGCUUCCAAUUACCAAAGCAAUAGCGGCAACAACCUUCACCAAACCAAAGUAGUGGUGGUUUUGAUACCUUUCCCUGCACAAGGCCAUCUCAACCAGCUUUUACACCUCUCACAGCAAAUCUUGUCACAUAACAUCCCUGUUCAUUAUGUUGGCACAACCACACACAUUCAUCAAGCAACAACUCGUGUCCAAGGUUGGGACCAGAACUCCAUUUCUAACAUUCAUUUUCAUCACUUUGAAGUUCCUCCAUUUGUUUCACCUCCUCCCAACCCCAAUAAUUCAGAAACCAAAUUCCCAUCUCAUCUUAUCCCUUCCUUUGAGGCUUCUUCACACCUUCGUGAACCUAUAGCAACACUUCUUCAUUCCCUUUCAUGUGAAGCCAAAAGGGUCAUAGUUAUCCAUGACUCACUAAUGGCUUCAGUGGCACAAGAUGCUACCAACAUGGCAAAUGUUGAGAAUUACACUUUUCAUAGCACCUGUGCCUUCACCAACUUUUUAUCCUUUUGGGAUGAAAUGGGAAGGCCUUCUUUAGAAAACUCACACAUCCCAGAUUUUCCUUCUCUUGAAGGAUGCUUCACAACCCAAUUCAUAGACUUCAUUACUUCACAAUGUGAAUUCUGGAAAUUCAAUGAUGGCAACAUCUAUAACACAAGUAGGGAAAUUGAAGGUGCUUACAUAGAGUUUAUAGAACAUAUCAGUGGUAGCAAGAAGCUUUGGUCACUAGGGCCAUUCAACGCUCUAUCCAUUGAGAGGAAAAAUUCAAAGGGAAGGCACGUAACCGUCGAGUGGCUCGAUAAACAAGAGCCAAGUUCAGUUAUAUAUGUGUCUUUUGGAACAACCACCACCUUUACAAAGGAACAAAUCCAACAGAUUGCAAUUGGAUUAGAACAAAGCAAGCAAAAGUUCAUAUGGGUGCUAAGAGAUGCUGAUAAAGGAGACAUCUUUGAUGGAAAUGAAGUGAAAAGGCAUGAGCUUUCAAAUGGGUCUGAAGAGAGUGUCGAAGAGAUGGGGUUAGUUGUGAGAGACUGGGCACCCCAAUUGGAAAUUCUGAGCCACCCUUCCAUAGGAGGGUUUAUGAGUCACUGUGGAUGGAACUCUUGCAUUGAGAGCAUAACCAUGGGAGUGCCAAUAGCAGCAUGGCCAAUGCACUCAGACCAACCAAGAAACAGUGUUUUGAUCACAGAAGUGCUCAAAGUUGGUUUGAUUGUGAAGGAGUGGGCUAAGAGAGACGAGUUGGUGACUGCAUCUGUUAUUGAGAAAGCUGUGAGAAGGUUGAUGGAAACAAAGGAAGGUAAAGACAUGAAAGAAAGAGCAAUGAAGCUUAAAAAUGCCAUCCGUAAGUCCAUGGAUGAAGGUGGAGUUUCUCGCAUGGAAAUGACUUCUUUCAUUGCUCAUAUCACUAGAUAGCUCUACCAAAUGAUUUUCCAUUGUGUUUGGCAAGAAAGCAUGCACAUCUUUCUAUUUCUUGAGACACUGUCUGGUAAAAUUGCUGAGAUGCAUAUAUAUGUCAAGCCUUCUUGCAAAAAUAAAAGUUCUUUAUUUAGAAAUUUCAGAACUAUUU
Abrus precatorius (Indian licorice) is the source of this 1594-nucleotide messenger RNA. RefSeq names its product zeatin O-glucosyltransferase-like. The coding region runs from base 31 to 1440 and encodes 469 amino acids. Gene Ontology annotation, molecular function: UDP-glycosyltransferase activity. The transcript has a single exon. The record is from RefSeq and is a predicted model, not a curated record. NCBI's taxonomy places the organism in Eukaryota, Viridiplantae, Streptophyta, Magnoliopsida, Fabales, Fabaceae.